Messenger RNA from Sesamum indicum (sesame), 671 nucleotides. RefSeq lists its product as uncharacterized. NCBI's taxonomy places the organism in Eukaryota, Viridiplantae, Streptophyta, Magnoliopsida, Lamiales, Pedaliaceae. The record is from RefSeq and is a predicted model, not a curated record.
CUCGUCACCUUCCACCCCAAGUUCCCAGAAAAAUAAACCACCGCUCAUCUUCACCGCUAUAUAUACCAAAUAUUUGCAAAUAUAUUUCAAAAUAAUUGAUUGAGGGAAACCACAUAUAUACAUGCAAACAUGAAGAGGCGAACAGUCGGUCCAAGAAAAGGAGCAACGACGACGGCGAAGACAGUCACCAAUAAGGUGAUAAGGAAGAAUGCCAAUGGGGCGGCGGUGAUGAAGCAGGCGAAAGAGGCGGUGGCGGUGGCUGUGGAGGGGCGGAGAGAAGAGGCGGAAGACAGGGUACCAUCGGCGGAGGAGGUGGCGGACUGGGCGGGUUUGUGGAGUGGGGUUGAUGAGGAAAUGUCAUGGGCGACGAGUUGGUGCCCGUUUUGGGAGAUGGAGGCUACGGGGGAUGCUUAUGACGCCUUGUUUGGUGAUGUUUUGUGGGAUUUUGAUAUUUGGGACUUGAAAGCAAUUGGGAAUGCUCCUCAAAAUGCAUGACAAACGCACUUUUUCUUAGUUAUUUAUUUAUUUUCCCGUCGACGUCUUUUAGUUUGCUAGAGAGAGAGAGAGAGAGAGAAAUUGACGAAGUUUCUAGUUUAUCCUGUUUUUGUGUUUUCCGAUCGGGCAGUGUUGAAUCGCGCAGUGUAUAGGGGUUAUAUAUGUUAAGUUGUGAA